Pseudogymnoascus destructans is the source of this 246-nucleotide messenger RNA. RefSeq lists its product as uncharacterized. The record is from RefSeq and is a predicted model, not a curated record. The coding region runs from base 1 to 246 and encodes 81 amino acids. NCBI's taxonomy places the organism in Eukaryota, Fungi, Ascomycota, Leotiomycetes, Thelebolales, Thelebolaceae. The transcript is spliced from 2 exons.
AUGGUGACCAAAGCCCUCGACGACUCCGACGCAGAAGACCACGAUUUACACGCUCAUGGUCUUGCGUGGGGCGAUGUUCAUCCGGGGAGUAUUGUUAUUGAUACUAGUUUCAACCCGUGGGUUGUGGAUUUCGGCGGGGGGUCGAUUGUGGAGUUCGUUUCGCGCAAGAAGGCGGGGACGAAGGAGGGGGAUUGGCAGGGGGUUGGGAAGAUCUUUGAUGAAUGGAUGUUUGAAAGUGAUGACUGA